This is a messenger RNA of Helobdella robusta, 1878 nucleotides long. RefSeq lists its product as hypothetical. The record is from RefSeq and is a predicted model, not a curated record. The transcript has 2 exons. Lineage: Eukaryota; Metazoa; Annelida; Clitellata; Rhynchobdellida; Glossiphoniidae. The coding region runs from base 1 to 1878 and encodes 625 amino acids.
AUGGCUCGAAAUCGGAUCGCUUCUAGUAGCACGGAGUUAUGUUCGUUGAAUCCACGCGGCGACUUCAAGCAUUACGAUGAAACUGAUGUUGACGAAGUUAGUGUUACCACAUUCACCCAAUCAUUCGCCACGGCAGAAAACAGCACGGAAAACUGUAAAAAUCCGACUAAAAUUGACCAGUCGGACCGCACGGAUGCGGAAUUUUGCGAAGGCGUUCAAAAUAAUCUGGUGAGACCGGUUGAGAGUAAUAAAAGUUUGAAGUCAUGGGCCACGUCGCCGUCUACAUCGCAGACGAGACCCAGGGCCAAAUCUUAUUCGUCGUUUGGUAGGUUGACAUCUUUCAUGGCGGGCUCUCCGCGGCCACCAUUCAAAUACUACCACCACCAACAGCAACAACAACAUGCCUCUGCGAAGAAGAAGGAAACCUCAAAGUCAAAAUUUGCUUUUGAUAUUAAUAAGAAGGUUCGUAGCACGAAAACAGAAGCUCUGAUUGAAAAAUAUCGAAGAGCAAGGAGCAAGACUGUGGUUAGUCAGAGCAAGGAAGAUGUUGAAGAAGAAGAAGAUGAGGAUGAAAAUGAUAGCGAUGAAGAAGAGAAGGAGGAGGAAGAUGAAGAAGGAUCUAAAACCAGACCCAUGAGUAGCGCCUCUGUGGAGGAGGCAGCCAGGCUGGCACUGGCCGCCAGGGCCAAGUACUCGAAACAAAGAAAUUCUAAGUGUUUGGAGAAGGCAGCCUUCUUCAUAGUCAUGGAUGAUAAAGUGAAAUCCGACCACCACCCCAACAACAACAUUUCCAGUCCCAGCCAACUGGAAAACGCGGAGAACAUUCUCCUGGAGGCCAUACAGAGACAAGCCGACGAAAAAAUCCGUCUGACGCCGACCACAAAGUCUCGACUAAAACUGGGCAAGCCUCGUUCUCGACAGCCACGACCUACUUUUCCUCAUCACCACCACCACCACAGCCACCAACUUCACCAUCGCGGCAGUAGCAAAUCGAGACUGUCAGUGGAAAGUAAAACCUCGGACCAACAUGAUGCCAUCUCACCGUCCGAUUCUGUCUUCUCGAAAUCGUCUGCCACAUUCGACGCGCACAUUUCUUCAAGUGCAAUCACUCCGACGGAUAAUUGUCUGUUCAAAAUCGACACGACGGCCAUCACCGCCGCUUCAACUACCAUCAACACGCCGGAAGACUUCCUCACUCCGCACGAAGCUUGCUCGCUUGAAAAGUUGAGCGAGAAGAAAGCAUCCCUCUCGUCGACAACACCAGCCCAGAUUGAGGUGAAAUUGAAAAAGAAAUCUCGCAAAAAAUCCAACAAACGAUCGAGCACAAACAGCAGCGGCUGCUCAAGCAACGCGAGUUUAAACGAACGAAAGAAGGAAACCAUUUCGAAGUUGCAGCACGAGAAGGAAAAAUCCAGCAGACUCAGUCAGAUAGACAGACUUUCGUCAACCGUCUCCUCUGUUUUCGGUCAGAACGGUUCUUCAGCUCUUCUCGAUCCCUUCACUCCUCAAGUCAACCCGAUAACAACUACCUCAGCCAACAGCAAGCCCGUUUCACCGCUUUCCUUAGUCAUAGCUGGCUUGGUCAUGCUUAGCGGGACGUGCGCGUUCUUAGUUUCAUUCGCGCUGGGUCGCAAUGGCCCGUGGACACUGGCGGCCAGCGUGGUGAUGGGAUUUGGAGCUAUCGCCGUCUUUUCCGGACUGUGUUGGUACCUGGCGCACACGUCAGCCCCUGCCACUGACCAAUCGAAAAUUCGUUUGUUUACAAGUGCUGGUCACCCGUGUGGGGUGGAGAUAAAGGUAGUGGACAGGAGGCAGUUGGAUGAUCUGAUCAAAAAAGGUGCCUGCGUGGAAACCAUCAGUGCUGCGAAUGUUGUCUGA